This is a messenger RNA of Aspergillus glaucus CBS 516.65, 738 nucleotides long. RefSeq lists its product as uncharacterized. Lineage: Eukaryota; Fungi; Ascomycota; Eurotiomycetes; Eurotiales; Aspergillaceae. The record is from RefSeq and is a predicted model, not a curated record. The transcript has 2 exons. The coding region runs from base 133 to 375 and encodes 80 amino acids.
GUGGACUUAUGCAAUUCUGUAGUAAUUUACCCCUGUAAUAGUGCGGUUUUCGCAUGUUUCUUCCCGUAUUUAUCACUAGGCUUUUACGAGACUCCAAAUCCCUCCUACAUAUCCGUGUCAAACACCACCAGUAUGACCGACCAGGAGCCUAUUGAUCGGAUCGUUCGUUUUCUCAAUGGUAUCAAUUUACCUGAGGGUGAUAGAGACGCAUCGUGCGGACCCGAAGAUGACUCUGAUGUGUCAAAUGAUGGCGAACUGAAGGAUGAUAGUGAUACAGAGCAAGAAGUUGACCAAUCCCCACCAAUUUCUGCCCUAAUUUCAAUGGGCCUUCCUGUCAGGGUGCAGGGUCAGGUACAGAUAUAUACUAGGAGUUGACGAACAGGAUAAGCUACAGGUCAGGCUAUCUACAGGUUCAUAGACAAGACGCAGCUCGAAGAGCUGCAGCAGGAUCGGCGCCAGACACAGAUAGAUAUCUCGUGUGGGUCACAUGUGGGUCACGUGUACCUAGCGGACUGGCAUCGUGACACCAAGUUGAUUUUCAGUUGCUAAUCCAGAGGUGGGAGAUUGUCGCCAAAAGAGCCCAGUUUCAUCCAUAUUAUAGAUAUCCUCCUCCAAGAACUCCCCACAGAGUGUUUGAAUAGACUUCAUCUCUUCAGCAGCUGAUUCAGGCACAGAUAGAGCUUCUCCAUGCCUAUUAUGCUUCUGAAUCUUGUAGCGCUUCUUGAAGCCAGCAAGCCA